Messenger RNA from Phragmites australis (common reed), 1403 nucleotides. RefSeq lists its product as uncharacterized. The transcript is spliced from 9 exons. Lineage: Eukaryota; Viridiplantae; Streptophyta; Magnoliopsida; Poales; Poaceae. The coding region runs from base 360 to 974 and encodes 204 amino acids. The record is from RefSeq and is a predicted model, not a curated record.
AGAGAGAGAGGUUAAAGAAUCCUCUAGAUUUCUCUCCAGUCCCCGCGAUGUCCAAAGGCAGAGAGAGGCAAAUUUUAUAGGGUUUGAUCGUAUAAAAGAUUUUUUUUCUAUGUUUUUUUAAAUCUAACUAUUAAAGUAUGAGAUGUAUAAUAUAAAUAGAAUCUUAUAAAUAUUUUUCUGAACAAAAGUGCUUCCGAUAGAGACGGUUUGCAGUUGCAGCGCAGGCAAGCAAGCCCUACAGACCCGCCCACUGGUAGUAGUAGGGAGUUCAGAUUCCCGAAGGCAAGAAGAGCAAAUCGAAGCAGGACACCGCUGCUGGCUGCUGCAUUCGGGGAGGAGGAGCGCGAGCGAGAGGAGGAAUGGCGUGCCUGCACGAUCACAGCUGCGAGGAUCACAACUGCGCCGCCGACUGGUCGCUCUUCAACCACAUCGACAUCCCCAAGGUGGUGGCUCUGAACGAGUCUGUGCCCGGGAGCGUCAAGUCGGUCUUCAAGCCGUGGGAGCAGCGCCUCGACACCUCGGGGGGUUUUCUGGAGAGUAAUGAGGGUGACCCUGAGCUACUUAUUUUCAUCCCGUUCACAUCGGAUGUUAAGAUCAAGAGCAUUUCUAUUGUUGGUGGAGCUGAUGGAACAAGCCCUUCAAGAAUGAGAGCGUUCAUCAAUAGAGAAGGUAUUGACUUCUCUGAUGCUCAAAACAUGCAGCCUGUGCAGGAAUGGGAGUUAGCAGAGAACUUGCAAGGAGUUCUUGAGUACCAAACAAGAUAUUCAAGGUUCCAAGGUGUGGCUAACCUAACGCUGCAUUUUUCUGAUAACUUUGGUGGCGAUACAACUAAGAUUUACUACAUUGGGCUACGUGGUGAAGCUACUCAGAACAAAAGGGACGUUGUGGCGACAAUUGUGUAUGAAGUAAUGCCCAACCCUUCUGAUCACAAAACAAAAUCUGAGACUGGAGGUGGUUUCUCGCAUGUUGAGUAGGGCAUCAUGCCAGGUGAGGUAUAUCUACAGCUCCAAAGCGUGCAAUCUGAACUUCUACGGUUCCUACUGGGCUGUCACCAGUAUCACUUCUUUUUUCACGCCAUGCUUACUCCACAGAGCUUAAGAGGCAGAUGCUGGGUACCGCGUCGUCUGGAGGCUGGGUCGACCCCUGUUCCAUUAAUAAGAUAAAUCCAUCUCGUAAACUUUUAGCUUGGCAUUUGAGCAGAGAACUCUGUACAUGUGGACGCUGUAACUUGCUGCUAAUGCUGUCAUCAGAGUUGGUCACUCGUAUGAUUUGGUACUCUCAAAUUUCUGGUACUCUUUGUUCCAUGUUGCUGAAGUGGUGUGAUAGAUAAUUCUCCAGUAUGUAUGAAUCGUGUAAUCUCUUGCGAGCAGUAUUAAAAUGCUAGUACCAUACCAUUUACAUGA